AAACUAAAUCAGACUCUUCUGCUCACCCACCGCACUUUCCGGCAGAUAAAUACGGGACCUUUUUCUAAAUUUCUUGUGAACCCGUGUCGCCGCUUCGGUCAUGGCCCACCUCUAACAAAACCAAUGAUUGAGGACAGAGUCCUUCUCAUCUUACGCUUAUACGACAAAAUAGACGCAGAGAAAUUGAACUUGAAGUCGGAGUUGAAGAGAGAGUUUGGUCUUGACAGCCUGGACAUGGUGGAAGUCGUAAUGGCGAUGGAGGAAGAAUUCGUCUUUGAAAUCCCCGAUUCAGACGCUCAAAGGUUUAUCACACCUUUGGACAUUGUUCAGUAUAUUUGUGACAAACAUGAUAUAUAUGACUAG
Molecule: messenger RNA, 363 nt
Organism: Dibothriocephalus latus
Lineage: Eukaryota; Metazoa; Platyhelminthes; Cestoda; Diphyllobothriidea; Diphyllobothriidae
Source: the annotation of a GenBank genome assembly